AUGAAGCUUCUCACACUUCUAGGAUGGAUAAUACUAUUGUCUGUUACAUUUGUGUAUGGUAAAGAUUACUACGGUAUACUAGAAUUAUCAAAAGAUGCUGAUGAUAAACAAAUUAAACUGUCUUAUAGACAAUUGAGUAAGAAGUACCAUCCAGAUAAAAAUCCAUCGCCUGAAGCGCAUGAAAAAUUCAUAGAAAUAGGUGAAGCUUAUGAAGUGUUGUCUGACCCAGAUAAAAGAGCUAAAUACGAUAAGUUUGGCGAUCCCAAUGGACCACAACAGGAUGAUAUGGACUUUGGAGAUAUUUUCAACCAGUUCUUUGGUGGGGGCUUUGGUGGAGGAGGUGGUAGACAAAGAGGAAAGAGACGAGGCGACAAUACCAAGGCGAACAUGCAUCUCUCGUUAUACGACUUUUACAAUGGUAAAGAUGUGGAUUUCGAUGUGGACAUGUUAAAUAUUUGUAAUGCGUGUGAAGGAACCGGGUCUGAAGAUAAGUCAAAGCAUCAAUGUGACCGGUGUAACGGGAGCGGUUUCCUCAAAAUGCAAAGACAAUUGGCUCCAGGUAUGAUCCAGACCUUCAACACUCAUUGCGACAAAUGUAACGGUAAGGGGACUACUAUUAAACAUCAUUGUAAAGAAUGUGGUGGCAAGGGAACUGUAAGAGUAUCGAGACAUUAUAAUGUUUAUGUUCUGCCGGGUGUUCCUCGAGACUCCAGCCAAGUUUUGGAGGGUGAAGGAGAUCAGAAUCCUGAUUGGAUCCCGGGCGACCUUAUCUUAACUUUCCGUGAAGAGUUUGUGUCAAGCUGGGGUUACAGACGGAUCGGUAACAAUCUCUACAGAACGGAAGUGCUCAUUCUCAAAGAGGCAGCACACGGUGGGUGGAAGCGUCAUAUUCCGUUUUUUGACUCCAUUGACCACGAAAUCACUAUUGAGCGUGCUAAGGGAGCUGUUGUUCUCAACGGUGAAGUCGAAAUCAUCCCCCAUAAGGGUAUGCCAGUCGCAGGAGAAGACGACCAUUUUGGCGAUUUGUUCAUCGAUUAUAAAGUCAUCAUACCCGAAGCUUCAGCCCAUUCCAAGGAUGAAUUGUAG
Debaryomyces fabryi is the source of this 1086-nucleotide messenger RNA. RefSeq lists its product as uncharacterized. Lineage: Eukaryota; Fungi; Ascomycota; Pichiomycetes; Serinales; Debaryomycetaceae. Gene Ontology annotation, cellular component: cytoplasm. Gene Ontology annotation, molecular function: Hsp70 protein binding. Gene Ontology annotation, biological process: protein refolding. The coding region runs from base 1 to 1086 and encodes 361 amino acids. The transcript has a single exon. The record is from RefSeq and is a predicted model, not a curated record.